This is a messenger RNA of Eucalyptus grandis, 1322 nucleotides long. RefSeq names its product probable protein ABIL5. Bases 189 to 956 code for a protein of 255 amino acids. The record is from RefSeq and is a predicted model, not a curated record. Lineage: Eukaryota; Viridiplantae; Streptophyta; Magnoliopsida; Myrtales; Myrtaceae. The transcript has 9 exons.
AUUCAGAUCUUGAUGUGUCGUGAUGCAAUGCGUGGCCCUGGAAGUGAUAGCACUGUCCGGAACUGAACGUGCCCUUUUCUCCUCCAUGACGGAGGAGAGAGAAGGGGAGGGACACAAGAUCACGGGCUGCAACUUUUUUCCUUGUCCUCUUUCGCUCCACUUAAGUCAGGUAGAUUCUGAAGAAGGGAAUGGAAGACCCCAAAUGCACCCGCACAAACCCGGAAGCCGAUGAGUCCGAGGAUGUUGUUCGUUUCGAAAAGUCUCUUCGAGAGCUUAAAGAUUUGCGGUCUCAGCUUCAUUUUGCUGCAGAUUAUUGCGAGUCGACGUUCUUGAACGCGGAAGAGAAGAACACCAUUGUUGACAACACUAAAGAGUACGUAUGCAAGGCCAUGGUCACCGUAGUCGAUCAUCUUGGGAAUGUCUCCGCUAAUCUCAAUUGCUGUAUUUCCAACGCCUGUGAAUUCUCUAAUGCGGAGCUUCGGAUUAACUGCCUGAAGCAAAGACUUCUGCUGUGUGAAGAGUAUUCUGGCAAGCUCGCUUCGACUGGAGUACAAUGGGAUGCUGUUCUUCCAAGACAUAGCCCUCGAUACUUAUUAACUUCUAUCACUAAUGUUGGGAGGCCAAAGGAGGUUGGGAGGGAUUCUGAGACACAAACACUGAAAGCUGGAGAGAAUCGUGAGUUCAAAACAGAGGAGGACGUGCCGCUUUUCUUGUAUACACAUACAAACAAGCCAUUACUUUACAAGAGCUUAGCACCACGAGCUGAUGGGAGGAAGACAGAUGCUAAUUUAUCAAUAGUUUCUGUCCGUGAUGGCCUGUCCAUACUGUCGAAAAGCUUCAGCCCUACUUUCCAUUUCCAGGGUGCUCCAAAACUUGGACGCAAAGUCCUGCACAGAAAGUCAACUCAUAGCAGCGACAUCAUAUCUCUCAUUCGACGCAUUAGAUGGUCAACGUGAGGGCAGUCCAUGGUUAUUCCAUUUGCAGGGCGAAUUUACAAUCAAUUUCUGGAGCCUCUGGCUGGUCACUGGUGGGGAUGACAUAUAUUUGGAAUGCGACUCGAAAAGAUCAGUAUCCAGCCCUUCCAGCUUGCAGUUCAAUGAGUGAGUCCUCCAUGUAAUAGCCAAAAAUGAUCAGUUGCUGUAUCUUGAGAUGAGUGAGGAUUCUGCAUAAUAAAAAUGCUCAGUUAUGCAAUUUCUGAACUUACAUUAUAAGUUCCUGUCCCAACUCAUGUGACCGAAACCAGAGAACCUUCAUUAUCAUUAGAUACACAACAGAAACAUUAUUCUCCAGUACAGGAUGAUCGAGUGUAGGCUGUUUGUUAA